This is a messenger RNA of Harpegnathos saltator (Jerdon's jumping ant), 4883 nucleotides long. It is a transcript of the gene UBL3, whose product is annotated as ubiquitin like 3. NCBI's taxonomy places the organism in Eukaryota, Metazoa, Arthropoda, Insecta, Hymenoptera, Formicidae. The record is from RefSeq and is a predicted model, not a curated record. The coding region runs from base 908 to 1273 and encodes 121 amino acids. The transcript is spliced from 4 exons. Gene Ontology annotation, molecular function: protein binding.
UCGAGUCUGCCGUCUAGUCGAUCGUGCAACUUCCGUGACGCUCGCUCGUCCGGAAGGCUCUAUCUAUCUACCGUACGCGAAAUCGCCAUUUUAUGUGUUUGGCACUGUCACAGUACGGUGGUUGCAUGCGUGCGUGCGUGCGUACGUGCGUGCGGUGCGGUGCAGUGCGGUUCGUCGCGUCGCGUCCAAACUUGUCUCGACAAGUUUAGAGGAGCGAGAGAGUGAGAGAGAGAGAGAGAGAAAGAGAGAGCGAGGAGAGAGAGAGAGAAAGAAAGGAAGAAAGAAAAAGAGAGCGCGCGCGUCCGCGUCCUGUUUGGCCGGUGGCUGCUCGCUUUCGGGUUUCGGCUCUCAGCAUGUCGCCCGAACACCCCGGACCGGACGCGUACAAGUAACGGCGGCAGCGGCGGCUCGUACGGCGGGGUGUCGGUCGUGGUGCGAGGAGGCCACACGACGGCGGCCUAUCGAAAUGGUGUAGUGUGCGCAAGCGAGGCGGGCCCCUGUGAGUGUGAAAGCAAGAGUGUGUUUUCGUUGUCGUCGCCAUCGUCGCCGCCAUCGCCGUCGUCGUCGUCGUCGUCGCCGUCGCCGUCGUCGCCGACGUCGUCGCCGUCGCCGUCGCCGUCACCAUCACCGUCGUCGUCGUCGUCGUCGCCGUCGCCGUCGCCGUCAUCGCCGUCGUUGAAAGUAAAGUGCAUCUGAUCAUACAGCAGGUACAUCUCCCGCCCUUCUCGCCCACUCGUCGUCGCCGCUCUGUCGUCCUCGUCUCGACAAGUGUGCCGUGGUCGUCGUCGUCGUCGUCGUCGUCGUCGUCGUCGGACGUCGAGACGUCCGACGUCGUCGUCGGGACCACAAGAGCUCAUCAUCUUUGGAUUACUCGUCACGACACGACGUACCCCGUCAGCCAGUUACGAUGAAUCCGCGCGUACCCUCGGACAAGAUAAAUCUACGCCUCAUCCUCGUCAGUGGCAAGACAAAAGAGUUCCUAUUCAGUCCGAGCGAUUCCGCGGGAGAUAUAGCGCACCAUGUGUUUGAAAAUUGGCCGGAAGACUGGGCAGAAGAGGCGGUCGCCAAGGCGGAGAUUCUGCGGCUAAUCUACCAGGGUCGUUUCCUACACAGCAAUGUCACGCUCGGUGCUCUUGGGCUUCCCUUCGGAAAAACCACAGUGAUGCAUCUGGUGCCGCGGGAGAAUCUUCCGGAGCCUAAUUCUCAAGAUCAGAGGCAAAAAAGUAAAGGCGGCGGGAGUAGUUGCUGCUCGGCUUCCUGCUGCAUACUUUAAAAUCGCCGACAGUGUGCGUCGCCGACGUGAAGAUUUCGUCGUGAUGGUGGAUGGCCGUGCAGCGUGGGCGAGCGCGUCGUGUCGCGGGCUCACCCAGGCUGAGCGAUGGUUUCUAAGGUUUCGUGCUGAUGUAUAAUCGUUAGUGGCUGAGCUCGUGAGCAGUGUAGCAGGAGGCCGGAUUACAUCGUGUCGUUGCGCGUUCGUUUCACGCUCUUUGACGGCCCGCUGCUCUCGCAGACGGAGCGAUGCAGACUGCUGUUGCUGCUGCUGCUGCUGCCGCAAUAGCAACGAUAACGAUAACGACGACAACAACAACAACAACAACAACAACAACAACAACAACGUCGUUUGCAUCCCAUUGUCGUCGUCGUCGUCGUUGUCAUCGUCAUCGUCAUCGUCAUCGUCAACGUCAACGUCAACUUAGACUUGGUCGUUGUGGUCAUCAUCGGCGAGGAAGACGCAUGUUGCAUCGUCGUCACAGCGUCGGUCAGGGAUUUCGAUUUGAUUCGGUUUGGUGCGAUGCAACGGUCAAUCGGUAACAAGGCGUGCGCACGAUCGAUGACACGACGCAGUACCCGAGGAAAAUGUACUCGGAACGGAAAAGAAGUCGGACGGGAUGCGGUGGUGUUUCUCCAUCGCGAGCAAUCGAAACGACAGUUGAGCUGCUCGCGCCGAAAGGCAAGCAAACCGGUCGCGACUUGCGCCGAUAGCGAUGGCUAACUGAUUUUUGGCUAACGAUGUUUUAGUUUAGUCGGGGAACGGCGACGUACAGCCGUGUACAGACGAGAAAGAUCAGGGAUCAGUCGGUUAGUUCAACCGAAUUUCGAUUAGCAACUGUUUCUCUCCGUCUGCCCGACUCGUUGAUACUGUAAUGUGUUACUUGUAACAACGAGCGAGAAGGAGAGGCGAGUGCAGGAACGGAUACGAGUGCAGUAAUAGUAGUACGACCGUACGCGAAAAUAGUUUAUCGUUACACUUGACACCUUCUCGAUUUAUCAAAGAAUUUAAUUUAAUUAACAUCAUUGAUCAAUCCAAUCUAUAUCUAUAUGUAGCGCGGUUCUAUCUCUCGUGUGUCAUUUAAUAUCGAUAAUAAUGCAAAAGUGAAACACGAGUGUAACUUUAGUUGGGUAUCUCCUUACCCCGCCUUAAUUCGCGAUAAGGAAAGAAAAAAUAGCAGUAAUUUGACUACAAAAUUGAAUUUCGUGCUUGACAAUAUCUUACUUUCCGGACGGAGAAUGUAAUUGCAUAAUAUCUCAAGGGAGCGAGAAGGAAACAAAUCUAAUCAAUCGCAAUUACUUUUAGCAAAUUAACUUUCGAUCGCGAGCGAUCGUUCCUUCGUCCCGAGUACGAUGAGAGAGAAAACGGAACGGGAGACGAAUCUAGAGAUUUAAUCCGCGUUACAUCUCAACUUGAUUUGACUUCGUUUAAAGGCAAAAUUAGAUGACCUAUAAUUUUUAAGAGAAACGAGACUAGAGAUUAGUUGAUCAGAGAGAACGAUGUAACUUUAGUUAACCGCAGUCAGCCAUCAGCGCUAUUCGACGCUAGUCGGCGUAACCGGUGGUCUGAAAGAGACCACGGGAAGGCGAACGAUUACGGCGUAACCGUCGUCGUGCUUUCGAACGCCGGGUUCUCGUGAUCUCGUUUCGCUGUCGUUCUCUCGUCCGGCGUAACAGAGCCGACGUGGACGGUGACGGUAAGACGAAUGGAAUUUCGGCGGGAAUGUCGAACACAACAGGACUACCGGAUUCUAAGUGGGAAUGCACCCUGAAACGGCGCUACAUGUGCUUAGAAACUCAACCACUAUCCCGAUACUGCAGCGUUAUAAUAAUUAUUGUAGAUGGGAUCGUGUGUGCGUGCUUGCGUAAGUGCGAAUGUGUUGCGCUGGCUGAAAAAAAAACGGGGGGGGGGAGAGAGUGCGCGCGCGAGUGUCUGAGAGAGCAAAAGAGAAAAACAGAGUGAAAGAAUGAAAGAGAAAAUAAAAUUUAUGUUGUGAUAUGCAGGUAACGAGAAUAUAUGUACAUACAUGCAUACACAUAUAUUUACAUCGUAUGUAUAUUUGACGUAUGUAUGCAUGUAUGUAUGUGCAGGGUGUUCCUAGCCAAUACUCUCUCUGUUGAUACGAUACGCGCGUGUCAAGUAGUCGAAGGGAAUCGUGCAUGGGAGAAGGGACAUGCGCGAUGGAGUGACGAAAGUUUUCUCGAACAAGAUAAGUCUUUGCGGAACAAGUUUUAUUCGCGACACGGUGGAAAAUAAUCAACAGGUUGAUGCACCGAUGCAAAAUACUACAUUGUUCGCAGAAUCGCUGGAUUCGUGAUACGUUUUUAAAUUCCGCUCGCGUUAGCUACUCGCACGGCGCGCUUAUCGUUAAACGGAAGCGCGCGGUUGGCCAGAAACACUCUGCACAUACAGGUUGUUAAAGGAAGAGCAUGCGACUCCUCGAGAGCGGAAUUUUCCGGAAGAUUCGUUAGUUAAAUUUUCACAAAUCUGUGUAUUGACGUUCUGUCGCCUCAAAUUUCAAACAUUACACGUUUUUUCGCGCAUCCGUCGUUCUUUCCCUGUGGGAACCAAUUUGAUCAAACGAAUAGACUUGUAAAAUUAAUUGUAUUAUACUCGAAAGAAAAAAGAUUUUAUCUUUAGAAUCAAGCAUCAUCGACUUUAGAGACACGUUGCUAAAAAUUUGUCGACAAGUCGCGAGCCCUCAACUGAGAUGCGUCUCCUGAUCGCGACGAUCGAGACGAAGAGAGAGCCUAUUUGGAUUUGGAGUCAAACGGACGCCGCGUUCUCGUGUUCUCGCAAUCACGUCUUUUGACAACCUGCACACGCUAUUAUCGAAGUCGCGCGUGCAUUUGGAACGUGCUCUCUGUCGCGUUUCAAUGUGCACGCGCGACAAUGAUACACGUUGACACAGCAGUUAAGCUCUCAUAUGAUAGACUUUAUUAUCAUGAAUUUAAAGAAGUAAUAUUAUGACGUCACUGAGAGUUUAGUAUUCUGGAUAUAAGAUUAUGUGGAACAGAGAGAGAGAGGGAGAGCAAGAGAAAGUAUGAGAGAGGGAGAGCAAGAGAAAGAAUGAGAGAGAGAGAGAGAGAGAGAGAGAGAGAAAACAUCGGAUCUCUAAUGGUAGUUAUGAUUAAAUAAAAACUCGAAUAUAUUUCCUGUUAAUCUCCCUUCUUUUUCCUCUGUCGAGCCCCUUACCCUCCUUCUAUUGUUCCACCCCUUUUUGUCCUCCCCCUUACCCCUUCGUGUACCCGUCCAUGCGAAUCUGUCGGGCCUAGAUCAUCGCUCUUGUUAGACCCAAUAAUUCUACGCUAUGGAUUACAUGCCCAUUCGAGUAUCGAUCGAUCGUAGUUAGGUCCAAUCAAACCGUUACGAAUGCGUUGUAGAUGAUUCUCUAUCACACGUACACACACACAAACACAUAUUACACACGCGCGUACGCAUGUGCGUACUCUCUACAUAACACACAUAUAUAUACAAUACGAUAACACGUACACACCUUAUAUUACCGUAAUCGUACUGUAACUCUUAUGAAAUGCAUAACCCUGUGUAUAUAUAUAUAAUACAAUGUUCUUACGUAGUUAAAUUCGCGAAAUGAGAGAGAGAGAGAGAGAGA